CGUCCAGCCUGGCGCACGUAGAGUCACCGUGUUCAUACUUAAGGCUCUCUGGAGACUCGGGGCCAUUCCUCCUCAACCAUGCUCAGGUCCUCUACCACUUACAGCACAUUCCCUUUGGCACAGGUUUCUGUUUCCCCUCCAGGACUCAGUACCAGCUGCACAGGGAAGCGGUCCAAACUGUGGGGAUCCGUCCUGAAGAUGACGCCUCCCAUGGCGCUUUGCAAGUUUGCUCCUCUGGUUCUACUGGGAGUUGUGGUUUAUACUGCGAGUGGGAUGAUAGGGGACCCUCUUUAUGAAUGCCUCCAAGACACAGACUACAGCGAGCUUCUCAGCAUUAUGAUGAACGGUCUUCCUCCUACAAGAAUGCCUCAACACAUAGCAGUCAUCGGGGGGGGCAUGGCUGGACUGACUGCUGCAAAGGUUUUAGAAGACGCUGGACACAAGGUCACCAUCGUGGAGGCCAGCAGCCGGAUCGGGGGUCGUGUGGAGACCUUCAGGAACAGGAGAGAGGGCUGGUAUGCAGAAGUGGGUGCUAUGAGGAUCCCCAGCUUCCAUAAGAUCCUGCUUUCCCUCAUCUCCAAAUUACAAAUCCCCCUCAGCCACUUCGUCCAAGACGACAUCAACACCUACUAUUUGGUAAAAGGAGUUCUACAUAAAGCCCAUACUGUGGAGAACAACCCUAGUGUGCUCAACUACAGCCUGAAUGACGGGGAGAGGGGGAAGUCAGCAGCACAACUCUUCAGCGAGACACUCUGGAAAGUGAGGGAUGACCUUAAGACACUUGGAUGUCGUGCCAUGCUGGAUAAAUAUGACAGCUACACAGUGAAGGAAUAUCUGGUGAAAGAGGGAAACCUGAGUCGUGGUGCUCUGAUGAUGAUCGGUGACAUCCUGAAUGAAAGCAGCCUGUUCUACACUUCACUGAUAGAGAUGCUGUACAUACAGUCGGACAUCAAUGACAACACAGAGUACUUUGAAGUGAUGGAGGGCUUUGACAACCUCCCCAAGGCUUUCUACCAGCUAUUAAAUGCCACCAUUCUACUCAACUCCAAGGUCAGGCAAAUAAACCAAACAGGCCGCAGCAAUGUGACUGUAACUUAUGAGGACAGGCAGAGUUCUGGCACACUGAGGAACCUAACCGUGGACUAUGUCCUUGUCACCGCCACAGCUAAGGCCACCCUCUUCAUUGACUUCAAGCCCCCUCUGCCUGGAGAUAAGAUGGAGGCACUGCGUUCUGUUCAUUACACCAGCUCCACAAAGGUGGUGCUCAGUUUCAAGGAGCGCUUUUGGGAGCAAGAGGGGAUCAGAGGAGGGAAAAGCAUCACAGACCGGCCCUCUCGUUUUAUCUACUACCCCAGCCACAGUUUUCCAGGCACAGCCGCAGGGGCCCUGCUGGCCUCCUACACCUGCUCCGAUGACUCCACCCUCUUCCAGGGCAUGAGCCAGGAGGAUUUGAUGGCUGUUGUGUUAGAGGACUUGGUAAAAAUUCACGGGGAGCACAUCAGGCCUCUGUGCACAGGGGGAAUGGUGAAGAAGUGGGGCUUAGAUCCUUACAGUCUUGGAGCCUUCGCGCUGUUCACCCCCUACCAGCAGGAGCACUACGCCACAGAGCUGUUCCAUAGCGAGGGCCGGGUGCACUUUGCAGGGGAGCACACAGCAACUCCACACGGGUGGAUUGAAACAGCCAUGAAGUCUGCACUCAGGGCAGCUAGUAACAUCCACAGCUUGACUCUGUAGUUCUACGUGUAUCCUGUUUAGUUUGGUACGUUCAGCUGCUCCAAACAGAUGGAGCAGCUUUUUGGGGCUAAGCUAAAUGACAAACAGUUGUUUAUUACAAAUUAAACUAAUGUAAUUAGAAA
Messenger RNA from Nothobranchius furzeri (turquoise killifish), 1856 nucleotides. It is a transcript of the gene il4i1, whose product is annotated as interleukin 4 induced 1. Gene Ontology annotation, molecular function: L-amino-acid oxidase activity. Lineage: Eukaryota; Metazoa; Chordata; Actinopteri; Cyprinodontiformes; Nothobranchiidae. The record is from RefSeq and is a predicted model, not a curated record. Gene Ontology annotation, biological process: amino acid catabolic process.